This is a messenger RNA of Guyanagaster necrorhizus, 2286 nucleotides long. Its product is annotated as phosphatases II. The record is from RefSeq and is a predicted model, not a curated record. Bases 75 to 2075 code for a protein of 666 amino acids. Gene Ontology annotation, biological process: protein dephosphorylation. The transcript is spliced from 5 exons. NCBI's taxonomy places the organism in Eukaryota, Fungi, Basidiomycota, Agaricomycetes, Agaricales, Physalacriaceae.
GUUGGAACACGCCAUUCACUCUCUUCUACCUCCUCGUCUAUCUCCGGUCCAUUUCGGAGAAAUUUUCUUAAGAAAUGGGACUAAAUUGCGAUUUACUCUGCCAGUUUGGAGACAGGCUCUAUUUUACAACAUUUCCACAAUCUGCACCGAAUCCUGCAGUCUUGAACAAACACUGCAAUGAAGAUGACAACCGGCCGCGUAUACGAACGCGUAAUCGUGCAGAGCCAUCGUCUGCGUUGGACGACAUGGCGUCCUAUUACUUUUUUACCAUUGAUGACCAGCUGCUUUACCUGUCAUUCUUCCAAGACUGGGGUCCACUCAAUAUUGCGAUGGUCUACAAGGCUUGUAUACUCAUUCACGAGCUUUUGGAGGAUCCCAAUCUCGCGCAGUACAGGCUCGUUCUUUACUCUUCCGAUGACCCCAGACGGAAGGCCAAUGCAGCUCUUCUGAUGGCGCUCUAUGUAAUGAUCGUCCAGCGGCGAGCUCCAUGGGAGGCCUUCCACCCCAUUGCAGAAGUGGAGUUUAUGCCAUUCCGUGAUGCCGGCCGGGGCCCCUCAGAUUUCAAUCUCAAUAUACAGGACUGUCUCUGGGGGAUCUGGAAAGCCAUGCAGAAUGGUCUAUGUGAUAUGAACGAGUUCGACAUUGAGGAUUAUGAGUUUUAUGAAAAGGUAGAAAAUGGUGACUGGAACUGGAUAACACCCAAUUUCAUCGCGUUCGCCUCACCUGUCGACUCGGCUUGGAUAAAGAAGGAGAAGGAGUCGAAGGAGUCGGCGGAAUCUGGCACAUCAUUGUAUUCCGCUGCAUCUUCCACAAAAAACCUCGCAUUGCAGCGCAAGCUCCCCACACCAUUCCUUAACUGUCUCGAUUACUUCGAGAAGCGAAACAUCAAGCUCGUCGUGCGCCUUAAUACCAAACUUUAUGAUCGAGACACAUUUUUGGAUCGUGGGGUUGAUCAUAUGGAACUCUAUUUUGAUGAUGGUACCAAUCCGACAGAUGAGAUUGUGCGGACCUUCAUCGACACCGCAGAUAGGAUAAUCGAAUCCGGUGGCGUGGUCGCCGUUCACUGUAAAGCUGGCUUGGGACGAACGGGUACACUAAUAGGUGCAUACCUCAUAUGGAAGUAUGGUUUUACAGCGAAUGAAGUGAUUGCGUUCAUGCGUAUUGUUCGACCGGGUAGCGUUGUUGGCCCCCAGCAACAAUUCAUGUAUUUGAAACAGCUGGAGUGGUCCAAGUGGGCAGCGGUUGAUGAAAUACAGAGGCAGCAAAGAGCGAACGCGAUACCACCAGAACCUGCACCUAUGGUUACUCCUGCGACACCUCCGGCUGAUACAGACGAAGAGAUCGGACGCAUUGAGAUGACCACCCCCCCGCCAACUGGCCCAGCGUAUCCCCCUGUAACUCCGAGUAGGCAUGUUGCAGCGGCGGCUGCUCAUGCCAAAUCCAUUGCUACACCUGGCCAGCCCCGGAAGACGCCAUCAGGCAAAAGAAUCGCGCGUGAAGCUAUUGACGAGAGCGAAUCAGACGAAGACACAGAUGAUGUUCUUCCCCUCCCCGCUAUGCCGAUGACGCGCAACAAGAGCAAAACCGCUCUGGUGACGAAGAUCACAGCGUCGGAAAGACGGCCCACUCGAGUGACUAGAUCGACAGCUGGUGCAGCAGCUAUUCGAAAGGCGGGCACGGGCAUCAAGCCCCCCGUAUCACCCGUUAAAUCCACAGGCCAACAACCUCCGAACAAAAUACCUAGACUCGCUACGACCAAGACAACGACUGCUGCGAAAGCUGCCGCUGCGCGUCAGAAACCUGUUCCUGUUCCCGCCGCCAUAACACGGCGACCUCUACCCUCUCCCGCACCCUCACGUCUCCCUACGUUGAUUCCCUCUAAGCGACCUCACCACGCGUCAACACUCACCGAGGUUGCCAAUGCUACCACGAAAAAGGCUGGUCCUACUUCUGAUGCAUGGAUGACAACCAAUGCCGCCGCCGUUGUGGUUCCUGGGAGCAAGACUGCACGACCGGGGUUGAGGAGUAUACGGCGUCGACGGAGCAGCUUUAGCUCUGCUGACGUUGUUGCAUGACGUGUUGCGUUUUCUCUUCUCUCGUGCUUAGCUCGUACAGUGUGGAUCCUGGCUAUUUAGUUAUUACCAUCUCGUCGUUGAUAUCUCGCACGCUUUGUCUGCACGCGCAAUAACCCCCAUUCCCCUGCCGCCAUUAUUUUUUUAGUAUAUUAUGUUAGUUUGUUUUCAUCGUUAUAGUGUCAAGAUAUCGACGAACAUGAUUUCACGGUUG